AAUCGUAUUAAGGCAAGAAUCUGACCGCUUUGAUGCGGGAGAUAAUUAUGCUAUAGGUGAUACUGAGUUAGAAGACGAUAGUCCUAAAUCUGACUAUGAAUCUGAAUCUAUUCCUGAGGCAAAUGGUUUUAAACCCUAA
This is a messenger RNA of Funneliformis mosseae, 139 nucleotides long. NCBI's taxonomy places the organism in Eukaryota, Fungi, Glomeromycota, Glomeromycetes, Glomerales, Glomeraceae. The record is from the annotation of a GenBank genome assembly.